AGCGGGCGGGCGGGCGGGCGUUUGGGCGAUCAGGAAAUGGAGGGCGGGGUAGGAUUGGCGAUUGGGAUGUUAACAGUGCAAGUAAUAGCAGCUACAUUACAGCUGCUGUCGAGGGUCAUUCUGGGCCAGGGAAUGUUUGUUUUUGCUCUCAUGACUUAUCGCCAUCUCAUCGCAUCUCUCUGUCUCGCUCCUUUUGCUUUCUUCCGAGAAAGGGAGUGCAUGAAGAAAGUGAACUUGCUCGUUUUUAUGUGGAUAUUUCUGGUGUCGUUUUUCGGGGUAAUUAUAGCAAUUGGCUUUUUCUAUUAUGGGCUUCGAGAUACAACGGCAACAUAUGCUACAAACUUCAUCAAUUUGAUUCCAAUAGUCACAUUUGUCUUCUCAAUAACAAUACGUGUAGAAAAGCUACGACUUAAUGCCAAGGAUGGGAAAAUUAUGGUCAUGGGAGCAACGCUUUGCCUUGUGGGAGCGUUAAGUACUGCAAUGUACACCGGAAAAACUUUCUACCUCAGGAAUGUGGCCGACAACUCGAACAAUCUAUUAUUCCAUUUGUUUGAUGAUGGUAUGCCGCCGAAUUGGACACGCGGCACUAUAUUUCUAGUCUGCAGUUGCUUGGGAUAUGGUUUUUGGUUCAUUGCACAGUUUAAAUUGUACAAGAUAUACCCACACACAUAUUCGGCAAACUUGCUCAUAUGCAUAACCGCCUCCUUUCAAAGCAUGGUAGUCGGUUUAUGCAUUGAUAGAAGAAUGGCGUCCUGGGCUCUCGGAUGGAAUUUGCAACUAAUCACCAUUUUUUACUCUGGCGCACUGGCAACGGGAGCAACCUUUUGCUUAAUCUCUUGGGCUAUUGCAAAAAAAGGACCCACUUAUCCUUCAAUGUUCAAUCCAUUAUGCUUGGUCAUGGUGGCAAUCACUGAACUUGUUUUCUUUGGCGCCGGAAUCUCCCUUGGAAGCUUGAUUGGGAUGUCUCUAAUCAUACUGGGAUUGUAUCUGUUCCUAUGGGGAAAGAACAUGGAGAUACAAAGUGAAGAUCACUUGGUGAUAAUAAUGGAUGGCGAAGCCGCUGUCAAGUUGCUAUCAUAACAACGGCUCUAGUUGUGCCUGCUUCAUUAUUUCUUCAUUCCCCUAGUGAUCAUUGUAUUGGUAGUAUGUAACAAGUUACAACUCUGAUAAAUGGAACAUAUUAAGCAUGUGGUAGCUAUCUCCAUAUAUGCAUACUCUCUUCGUCCGAAAUUUAGUCUUGUUUUCGUUUCUUCGAAAUUGGUGGUUCACUUUGUAUAUCUAAUAUAACCAUAUAUCUCAAACAUACAAUAUAUAAAUCCUCAAAUAAGAUAUGAGUACUGUU
Messenger RNA from Cuscuta campestris, 1342 nucleotides. Lineage: Eukaryota; Viridiplantae; Streptophyta; Magnoliopsida; Solanales; Convolvulaceae. The record is from the annotation of a GenBank genome assembly.